GUGAGCACCACCCAGGUGCCCCAAUUGUGGAGUUUAGCCUGGAGAAAAAGAUGGUUGGGGUUGGGGGGCUCAAGAAAGGGAGAAGCCAAGAGUUGAAUGGGUCACCCAGCAGGAACUCUGUGUCCUGACAUUAAUCUAUCCUCAGGGCGCAGCAGGUUACCAUCAACAGGCCCAACUCAUUGAGUACAUGGAGAGUGCAAAUCAAACUGGGAUGAUUCACUUCCACUUCCGCCCCUUCUCCAAACUGCCUGAGGUGCAGAUGCUGAUUUUCGUGGCCUUCCUGAUCAUGUACCUGGUCAGCAUCAGCGGCAAUGUCUCCAUUUCUCUCAUCAUCUGGAUUAACCGUUCUCUGCACACCCCCAUGUACUUUUUCCUGGCCAACUUGGCAGUUCUGGAGAUCUUCUACUCUUCUACCAUUGCCCCUCUGACUCUGGCCAGUGUCCUGUCCAUGGAGAGAGCCCUCAUCUCCCUGCCUGGCUGUGGCACCCAGAUGUUCUUUUUCAUCUUCCUGGGCAGCACUGACUGCAUUUUAUUAGCUGUCAUGGCCUAUGACAGGUUUGUGGCCAUCUGUCACCCUUUGCACUACACCCUCAUGAUGAGCUGGCACUUGUGUGUCCAGCUGGCUCUGGGGUCUCUGGUGCUGGGUUUCAUCUUGGCCAUGCAGCUGACUGUGCUCAUCUUCCAACUCCCCUUCUGCAGCAGCAAAGAAAUCAGCCUAUUCUACUGCGAUAUCCUCCCUGUCAUGAGACUGGCCUGUGCAGAUACCUGGGUCCAUGAGGUCACGCUGUUUGUGGUCAGUGUCACCAUCCUCACCAUCCCUUUCCUGCUUAUCACUCUCUCCUACAUCUUCAUUGUGGCCGCCAUCCUGAAGAUCCGCUCGGCAGAGGGGAGGCACAAGGCUUUCUCCACCUGCUCCUCUCACCUGACUGUGGUCCUGCUCCAGUACGGAUGUGGGAGCCUCAUCUACCUUUGCCCCAGCUCCAGCUACUCUCCGGAGAGGGGCCAGGUAGUGUCUGUGGUUUACACAUUCAUCACCCCUGUGCUGAACCCCUUGAUCUACAGCGUGAGAAACAGAGAGCUUAAGGAUGCUUUGAAAAGAACAAUGAUCAGGUUCCUGUUGUCCUAA
Molecule: messenger RNA, 1126 nt
Organism: Lutra lutra (Eurasian river otter)
Lineage: Eukaryota; Metazoa; Chordata; Mammalia; Carnivora; Mustelidae
Product: olfactory receptor 10V1-like
Exons: 1
Coding region: 188-1126 (312 amino acids)
Biological process (GO): G protein-coupled receptor signaling pathway
Cellular component (GO): membrane
Molecular function (GO): G protein-coupled receptor activity; olfactory receptor activity
Source: RefSeq, a predicted model, not a curated record